AUGGCAGAAUUGAGAAAGUCUAUAACUGUGCAAGAACAACGCGCAUUUUUGAAAAUUUGUACUCUACUGAAUUAUUCAACUGGACUAUCGGGAAAUCUUUUGCAAAAAGCAGUAGGCAAGAACGCGCUCAAGAAAAGUGCAGUGAUUAAUUGGAUGAAAUCGUUCAAGGACGGACAAAUACUGAGGAUGCACCCAGGUCGGGUCGACCGAGAUCGCCUUCCAGACAAGAAAGGAAGAAUAUUAAGAGACGAUUUAUGUCUGGUGUCCAAGCUCGGCGAAAAUGUUCCUCAUUCGUCGUCGCCUUCCCAGAAGGAGAAGCGAGUUAAUAUUGCACAUAUGAACUUGUCGUGGCUUAGUCAUCGCAAAGAUGACUUAAGAAGAUUCAUUUGCCUGGACGAAAUUUGGGUCGAAUUUUUCACCCUCCUUCAAAGACAUCAAACACGCUCCUGGGUUGGACCAGGCACAUCAGCCGAGCCCAUACCACGCGCAGAGUUGCACGAGAGAAAGGUCUUGCCGAUAGUAGGCAUGGAUGUUCAUGGCGUGGCGUUUUGGAAAACUUAUGAGGAAAAUAUCACAAUGACAGCCGAGCGCUAUAAAUCGUUUUUAGAGGAAUAUAUCCCAAAAUGGGCGAUACAUCGCAACAUCAGAGCACCAGUUCUACUGCAUGACAACGCUAGACCCCACAAAGCCUACGUAGUUCAGGAGUUGAUCGAAGACAGGAGUUGGAUUGAGUUGCCGCAUCCACCAUAA
Neodiprion fabricii is the source of this 750-nucleotide messenger RNA. Its product is annotated as histone-lysine N-methyltransferase SETMAR-like. The record is from RefSeq and is a predicted model, not a curated record. The transcript has 2 exons. Bases 1 to 750 code for a protein of 249 amino acids. Lineage: Eukaryota; Metazoa; Arthropoda; Insecta; Hymenoptera; Diprionidae. Gene Ontology annotation, molecular function: nucleic acid binding.